GGGGGACCAGCCGGGGUCACCGAGCGCUUGUGGCUGCAGCUUGGCUUUGUCCUCAUCCCCAGCUCAGCAGGAGAACAUCUUCGGUCCCCAGGGUCUGGGGCGUCCCCUGGCCAGCUGGGCAGGAUCCGUCCCCCUCCUGCAGAGCUGCCCCAGGAGCUUGGCAGCAAGUGAUGACCAUCAUGAGACCAGGCCCUGAGGAUGCCUCCCCAGCACCCCGGCUGGACCUGGGCAAGAAGGUGAGCACGCCGCAGGACCUGAUGAUUGAGGAGCUCUCCCUGCGGAACAACCGUGGCUCCCAGCUCUUCCAGCAGCGCCAGAGGCGGAUGCAGCGCUUCAUCUUUGAGCAUCCCAGUGGCUACAAGGAGCUCCCAGGGUUGGGGGCAGGUGGCUCACACCACACUGAGAAAGGUGACCCAGAGGGAACAGCGAACGAGUGGAUGGCAGGGGAGGACGCCGGGGGUCAGCAGAGUUAUCACUCCGAGCUCCACGUGGCAGCACUGCCCCAGGGUGGCCCCCCUGAAGUGCCCAAGAAGACAGAGAAAGUCUUGCAGAUGAGCAAAGUCCUCAACCCCGAUGCUCUGGCCCCAGGAUACUCGGGCCCCCUCAAAGAAGUCCCCCCAGAGAAGUUCAACAUCACUGCCAUCCCCAAGGGCUACCGCUCCCCAUGGCAGGACCUCCUCGGUGACAAGGACAACACUGUGCAUGGCGAGAACCAGCCACCCAUGAGACCUGCUCCAUGGGACUUCAGGAGCUUCAACCGGACUCCCACCCCAUUUGACAGAACACUGGUCAGCGACCUGUUCUCUGCGCCCGCCGUGGAGCUGGAUAACCUGAGCAUUCUGGAGGUGAUUUCCCACAGACCCAACUUCAACAGAGUGCCACAAGGUUGGAUGCGGAUUCUGCCAGAGAGUGACGAGCUGUAGCACACGCGCUCCCUUCCCCAUUGCCACGGAUGCUUUUAUCGCUAGACUCAAACAUACUUUGCACAGUAGGGGCGAGCGGAGUAAGUAUUCUUCGUGAAAGCUAAGCUAGAGGUCUCAGGUUGUUAUCUUCUUCCAUGGGAUUUGAACAAGCUCAAGUCUGGGACCAUUUUGAAUUCCCCUCAUACCAGGCAUUGCCACAAGGGUGCUUAGUGCUAAGCCAACCGGGCAAGUUCUCAUCGUCAAUGCAAGCAGAUGCCCGUAAGCUCCUGUACAAAACAUCCCAUACAGCCUGUCCUCUUCCCCGCCUCAUGGAAAAUGGCAGGACCGCCAGCUACAACACACCAAGCUGUCUUGCUGCUUCUUCACCAACACACAAGGCCUGCUCCGACAGCUGGUGCCUUUGCAGAGAAAUUCCAUCUUUGGGACAGCUCUGCAUCUGUCAUUCCGGUCACGAUGGCAAGAGGAGGUGAUAAUUGAAGAAUACCAGCAAAAAAAGUUACUGGGGGCAUUGGCAUGUUAAAAGCAAUUACCUUGGGCUUGGCUGGACAACAAAAACAAACAAGGGACUGGGCAUCUGCCUGUUUAUCGACAGACGUACAGCACAGCCAGGAUAGAUGGGAGGGGAACACUGAGAGUUGGAAACUGGUGCCCGUUUUCCACAAGCUACUGGCUAGCACUUGGCAGCUAUCACUUUCCCCUUCCUACUGCUAUUUGCAUGCCUUGCUUAAACAUCUAAGCCCUUUGAUCGACCUACGCCACAUUUGCUUCAUAUAGUUGUUCAGUAAGGAUCAGGCCCUGCCUGGACCAGCUGCACUGCAAAAUUGCACCAAUCUGAAAGACACUGCCAGGGCAUUCUGGCAACUUCACCGUCAGCGGGAAGGAAAGGCAGCGCAGCCGUGACUCCAGAGCAAGCACGGGCUUCUGCAUGAACGCGUACAUCAGCAGUGAGGAUUCAACAAAUGUUUUCAGCAGUGACACACAGCGGGACACGCAGCUCACAGCAGCCUAGAGGGCAGUCAUCAGAACAUCUGGAAAACCCUGCUCACAGAAGUCUCUAACUUAAUACAGGCUUUCUACAACUGCUUUUGUCAGGUUCUUAAUGUUACCCUUAUUUAGUCUUGCAAAGGCAGGAGCAUCAGGAUAAAAGUUUCUCUUUCCACCACUGUGGUUAAACUGGGCAAGUAAAUUCUGUGGUAAAAACGCAGUUAACAGCUGCCUCACUUGUGAAGUGUAUUUGUAAUGCUGUGCAGACAAAUCCCACACAGGGAUUCUGCUGCCACAACACAUCGUUCAGGCAGGAAACUUUCAUUGCUCUGUUCGUCCCACAGAAGCAGGAGGGGACAAGCAAAUGGGAAAAAAAAAAAGGUCCAUUCCUUAAACAUUAAACAUUUACGAUGCACAGCUGCU
Messenger RNA from Phalacrocorax carbo (great cormorant), 2330 nucleotides. The record is from RefSeq and is a predicted model, not a curated record. Lineage: Eukaryota; Metazoa; Chordata; Aves; Suliformes; Phalacrocoracidae.